AUGUGGGCCUCCGGUGGCGUGGGACUGCUGGUGGAUAGGACCGAGGACAGGACUGGAGGGCAGAGGAGUGUAGCGGAAGUUGUGUUUGUGUUUCCGGAAGACGCUCAGACCUCCGUCCCAUUGUUUUGCCUUUUAGCUCGUGAUGAGGACGGCGGAGUAAAAGGCGCCAGUGUUUGGUGUCCUUCCAGAGAGAAACAUCCCAAACUGCUGCAUGAGGUUUUCAAACCUGAAACGGAGCUACAAAGAGCAGCUCGGGGAGAAGUUGAGGAGAGACACUUCAACAUGGACUCUGAGAGGAAACUGUCAGCUGGCCAGCAGAGAGCUUUACCUACAGAUGUCCAGAAAGUGAUUGUUGGUGAAGAACAUCAGCAGGAGUGGAGCUCCAGUCUGGACCAGGAGGACACAAAGCCCCCCCACAUUAAAGAGGAACAGGAGGAGCUCUGGACCAGUCAGGACGAAGAGCAGCUUCAAGGGAUGGAGGAGGCUGAUAUCACCAAGUUCCCAUUCACUCCUGUCACUGUGAAGAGUGAGGAUGACGAAGAGAAACCUCAGAUCUCACAGCUUCAUCAAAGACAAACUGAAGAGAUGAAAACAGAAGCUGAUGGAGAGGACUGUGGAGGACCAGAACCAGCCAUGAAAUCAGAUCCAGGUGCACUUUUCCAACUGUCUAGCAGUGAUGCCACCUCACAAUGUUACAAACAAGAAACUGAAGUGGCUGAUGAUGACUGGAAUGAGACCAGAGAACAUCAGACAGGUUUGAACUCCUGGAAUAAUCCUGAAGUCCCGGUAAGUCGUGUCACUUGUAUUGCUGGUGAAAAACUGUCAAGCAGUCCUGAGUGUUGGGAAGGAUUUGCCUGCAAGACUCUUCUGAAGAAACGCACGAUUGCCGAAAAGAUUCUAUUUAGCUGCAGCAUUUGUGACCAAAGAUUCACCUGGUAUAAACAGCUCAGGAACCAUCAGUGUGUUGGUCGUCAGAGUCAAACUGAGGAGAACAGAGAGGCAGAGCCUUCAGCCAGCAGCUCAACUGAACAGAUUAAAACAGAAGCUGAUGGAGAGGACUGUGGAGGACCAGAACCAGACAUGAACUCUUCUGAUCCAGAGACUGAUGACAGUUAUGAUUGGAAGGAUACCAGAGAACCUCCGUCAGGUUUAAACUCUCUGAAUAAUGAUGAAGUCCCUGUCGGUGAUUCCAGAUGUAGUGCUGGUGAGAAUCAAAGUAGCUGCUCUGAGUGUGGGAAAAGAUGUGGCACCAAUGGAAAUCUGAAGAGACGCAUCAUAUCUCAUACAGGAGAGAAACCAUUUAGCUGCUCAGUCUGUAGUAAAUAUUUUGCAAGGAGACGACAUUUACAGACCCACAUGAGAAUCCACACAAGAGAGAAAUUCUUAAGCUGCUCGGUCUGUGAGAAAACCUUUACAGUGAGCGGAAAUUUACUUAAACACAUGAGAAUCCACACAGGAGAAAGACCAUUCAACUGCUCAGUCUGUAAGAAGGCUUUUACAGAGAGUGGAAGUUUACAUAAGCACAUGGCAAUCCACACAGGAAGGAGACCAUUUAGCUGCUCAGUCUGUAAGAAAGCCUUUUCAGUGAGUGGAAAUUUUCAUAGACACAUGAGAACCCACACAGGGGAGAAACCAUUUAGCUGCUCAGUCUGUAAGAAAGCUUUUACAGUGAGAGGAAGCUUAAAGACACACAUGAGAACCCACACAGGCGAGAAACCAUUUAGCUGCUCCGUCUGUAAGAAAGCUUUUACGGUGAGCGGCUAUUUACAGGCACACAUGAGAAUCCACACAGGAGAGAAACCGUUCAGCUGCUCCGUCUGUAAGAAAGCUUUUACAGGCAACGGAAGUUUACAGAAACACAUGACAGUCCACACAGGAGAGAAACCAUUUACCUGCUCCGUCUGUAAGAAAGCUUUUUCAGUGAGUGGAAGUUUACUGAGACACAUGAGAACCCAACACGUGAGAAACCAUUUAGCCAUGUAAGGUGGACCGUUAGUUUAGAAGGAGAGCAGAUAACCUCAGUCAGGUUUAAAAACUGAAAAUGAUUUGAAUACUUAAAAAGUGAUAUGAGAUGUAAUAUAACGUGGGUCUUAAGAAAUGCUUAACAAGUCUAAAAUCUUAUAGUUACAAUACGUUAGGCUUUAAAAUGUCUUAAAUGUUAUUCUGACAGGUCUUUAAAAUUUGAUUGUAUUAUGAAGUUGAGAUCCAUGGAACUCCAAAGAUAAACUUGUUCAUUUUUGCAACUAAAAAUGGACUUGAAAUGAAACAAACAGCCCAUCCAUGCAACCCCAGCCCUCUUCAAGAUGGCAGCUGUUUCCCGGCAGACUCUCCAGUCUCCACACCAGACUGUGGUGUACCGUUACCUCACCAUCCCUAUAAGGGCAACAACUACCAUUGUUCUUUCCUCGUCUCCAUUCCUUUGCUCCUGAAGGAGCGACGACUCUACUGCAUUCGUCUGGUGUACUCUACUGAAAGAGAACUGACGCAGAAACUCUUCUCUCGGAAAUGACACAAGUGCCUGCUUAGAGUGAACAAGUUAGAAUCACAGACUUUGGGGGGGGGAGAGUUGACCAGCUAGCAAGGACUGGCGCUAUCCGCUUCAAUCCUGCAGGAUUGGGAUAAAGCGCAUCAGAGAGUGCAUCAUUUGACCUCGAAACCACAAUUCUCCCAGCCUGGCUUUCUUACAAAGAUGAAACUGCCAGAUAACAAAGGAUUUCUUUCUGUGGUAGUGCUAUGGUAGCAGUAGCAUAGCAGCAGCAGUUAAGCAAAGCUCUUAACUGUUUUAUAACUUCUGUUAAUGUACAUAUGUAUUGAUUUGAUUUAAUGCCAAUCAGACCUAUAUAUAUUUUUGUAAUGUUUGUUUUAUUUGACUCAGGUAGAACGGGCCGUGAGGAGACUCAAGUCCCUCUUAAUAUUUUAUUUUAAUGUUUAAUAUGUUUGCACCUUUCACCAAGGCAAAUUCCACAUAGGUGUACUUCUAGAGCUCAACAGUCCCGUCCCUCCUCCAAGAGACCUGAGAGUUCCGGAAGUAAAUUUCCCAUUCAUUUCUCCCAUUGAUGUCUGGAAAAAUCCGUAUAUAAAGAGCUUUGGACCAUGCCUUAGGCUAACCAGCAACGACGUGACUCAUAAGCAUACAACAUAUCAUUUCGAGUGAAAAAACAAACAGAAAAUCGAAAAAAAAAGUCAAAGGUAAAAGACUGUACAUAUUUUCAUCAUCAAGCAAAAAAACUACUCCUCCAAUAAACCACCACGCACCACUGAAUAAAAGGAAGCUAACGUUAGUUUAGCUAACAGCUAAUUCGGCUAACCGCUAGCUGAGACGGCAUGAAAUAACUUUAAAAGGCCCUCAAAAUAAAACCUAAAAAUAACCAUUAAAACAGCAGUUACGUCAGUUGUAGCCUGCUUUUCCCAGUGUUUAGUUUGAGUUAACGUUAUCUUAGACUGAAUCAAGCGGUCAGCUAGCG
This is a messenger RNA of Perca flavescens (yellow perch), 3464 nucleotides long. Its product is annotated as zinc finger protein 2 homolog. The transcript has 4 exons. Gene Ontology annotation, biological process: regulation of DNA-templated transcription. Bases 1 to 1983 code for a protein of 660 amino acids. The record is from RefSeq and is a predicted model, not a curated record. Lineage: Eukaryota; Metazoa; Chordata; Actinopteri; Perciformes; Percidae. Gene Ontology annotation, molecular function: DNA-binding transcription factor activity, RNA polymerase II-specific; RNA polymerase II cis-regulatory region sequence-specific DNA binding.